Molecule: messenger RNA, 1323 nt
Organism: Blepharisma stoltei
Lineage: Eukaryota; Ciliophora; Heterotrichea; Heterotrichida; Blepharismidae
Source: the annotation of a GenBank genome assembly
AUGGGAAAAACAAAGAAGAAGUUAAAGCAAAAACCAAAAGAACCUGAAAAACAAAGUCCAUUAGUUCUUCAUAUGCAAGAGCACAAUUCAGAACUGUUUAAAAUAUACAAAUCUUUUCAAAGCCACGAAGAUCAAGUUAAUUUAAUAGAUAACGCUGAACAGAUACUCCAGCAAACCAUUGACGCCUUAGAACUUUUUUCUGGAGAUUUUCCUUCACUUUUGAAUUCAUUUAUUAAUCUAAUCCAUGCCCAGCACCCAGAAAGUCAAUACCAAACCUACCAAGAAUUCCUAAACCUCUUUGCCGUUUUAGCAGUUUCUAACAGCCUAAAAUCCUACAAAUCUAUCCAAAUCCAGCGAGUUUUCGCUGAAACCAUCUUAAAGUCAAUAAAAGAGUUCAAAAAACUAUCUCAUCAAUUCAAAGAGCCUGAAGAAGCUGCAACAAUUAAAAAUAUUUUAGAAAUCUUAAAUAAGCGUAGAGAAACAAUAAAAGGAAACCCAAAUGACAAUAUUUCUUUUAGCUUCCGUAAAGAAAUUAGUCCUCAGGAGGCAAAAGGAAUCCAAGAUCUUUUUGACUUUUAUUCAAAGCAGCAUCUUAUGGUUGGGAGAUCAGCCACAUUUGAUUAUAUUGGGGAAAGUAUUGAUAUUAUUGACUCAGGCAGUUUUUUAUAUUUCGCUAAAUGCUUUGGGUUGUUUAGUGAUAAAAAAGUAGAGGGAAAAAGGUUUUUGACAAGGAAAUUGGUGCUUGAUAUAUUCAAAAGUUGUGCUCAACUGCAAAAAAAUAUGAAUUUCGAAGGGUUUAAGCUUGCUUUGGAUGAAAUUGCAAAAUUAUUGUUUAAUAAAGAAUAUGAUAAAUUGCUAUCGGUGCCAUGCUCUGGGCUGGGAUUAGACGAAAAAAGAAUAAUGCUUUAUGAAUACAUAAAAUGUGGGGAUUCAAAGUAUGUCCAUCAAAAUUGUAAGCCCAUAGGCAAAACAUUUUGCAACUCCCUAGACGAUGGCCCUAGAAUUCCGAUUGAUGACCCUAGUAGAAAAUAUAAAUUUAAACCAAGUGAAGAAGUUAAAGAAAAACUAACUUUGUAUAGAAAAGAAAAAGAAAUGAAAGAAAAAGCCAGCAAAGAAAAAGAAAGUCCAGAAAGAGUCACAAAGAUUGUGAAAAGAAAACCUCCACAAGCACCAGUAGAAAGAAGCUUAAUAGAAGAGCCACAAAGGAGAAAGCAGGAUGUGCUGAGCAUGAAAGAUAUUAACAAUCUAUCAUAUCAAGAUAUUGAAAACACUGAAAAUUUAGAUGAACUAAUUGCAGGAAGCUCCAGUGAAGAAGAGUACUAA